Molecule: messenger RNA, 3120 nt
Organism: Aspergillus heteromorphus CBS 117.55
Lineage: Eukaryota; Fungi; Ascomycota; Eurotiomycetes; Eurotiales; Aspergillaceae
Exons: 4
Coding region: 1-3120 (1039 amino acids)
Biological process (GO): 'de novo' IMP biosynthetic process
Cellular component (GO): cytoplasm
Molecular function (GO): phosphoribosylglycinamide formyltransferase activity
Source: RefSeq, a predicted model, not a curated record
AUGGGACAGUCUUCCUCUACGCAACGAGAUCGUCGUCACAGUACCCCGUCAGAAUACUUUCGAUCUUUCCACGCGAACCGUGCCCGGCCGAAUAGGAAUGAAGAAAUGAACAACGGCCACAAUCUGGAGCAGACUGGGGAAUACCCACCCCAGUCGGGGGCGGAAAUACAUAGUGGUGGCAGUCAGACAGGAGCUGCUCAGCCCAACUCGACCGCGGAGAUAUGGCAACCGAAUAUUCCCAUCGACGAGCAACGGCAGAUGAGAACCAUACAAGAAGAGAACGGCUCUCAGUAUGAGCCCAGCCAGCGGGAAUAUCGGUCGGCCAUCUUUGCCCGCAUGGCUGCAAGAAGGCAGACCGCGAUAUCGCGCCUGGGCUCCAGGUUUCUACCAAAUUCGGUCAUACGCGGUUUGCUAAGCAGCGAAGAAGAGACGCCUGCAGAAGGUCAUGCCCACCGUCAUGGUAUCGUUUCAAGAUCGAUCCCGAGAUCAGAGACCACGCAUAGCAGCGCCCGUUUCAGUCCCUUUAGCUCUCCCAGCUCGAGAGGUGUUUCCAGACGACGCUCACUUCGCGGACCUUACUUUAUUCCUCGCAAUGAUCCAUCGACGCUGUCAGAUGCCGCUCAUCCCAGCGCGUAUCUCGAUGCUGCAGCAGAAAGCUCUCCCGAACCCACGAGAAGCUCUUGGCGGCGCAGUGCCCGGCUGCACCGUGUGCGGAAUUCAUUAUCAGGACCUAUCACCCACAUGUUUGGCCAAUCUUCUUCAAAUAUGCCGGGCCAGGAACCAGGGGCAACCAUACAGCCGCCGCUAGACCCUGUAGUAAGUGCAGACCCGAAUGGAUUUCUCCCUUAUUCGGGAUCUAUGGACAGCCAGAUGGACUUUGACGAGCCGCACGAGCUUGAUUCCGUGGAACCUGCUGUGGGCAGCACCCGCCCUACCUCUCCCAUGUCAUCGCAGUCAUCGCAAGGCCCGUCUGGCCUACGGCAGUUUCCCGCUCUGUUGCGAGGGAGGCCAUCCCGAGUCCCGCGCCGGGAGGAACAAACACCUCUGUCGCGUGUCCUUCAACUGGCUGCCGCUGCCAUUGCUGCCCAACUUUCUGGAACAGCUGGCCCCGUUAUGCCCAACAUCCAGGCUCUGGGUAAUGAUGGCCUUGACGGCUCCUUGGAGAACUUUAUCCAGAGUUUACAGCAUGCUACAUCCGCGCAGGCGACCCCAAAUGAAGCUGGGAAUGUGGCAGGUGACAGCGCCCCUCCGACCCCGGUUAACUUCCUACGAGUUUUCCGAUUUGCCAACUCGGAUGGUGCUCGACCUGCCGGCCAACCGAAUCGCUCGACAGGGGAUUCUGAGCAUGCAGACAGCAAUGGAAAUGGAAUGGAUGUAGACAGUUCUGCGGAUGGGCCUGAAGGACGCACCGUCACGCUUGUUGUGGUCGGGGUAAGAUCCGUCCCAUCGGGCAAUGGGCCCAGCGGUGGUGACCAGCCAGGAAACGCGGGGACUGGUUUGGACGCCCUGCUUCGCCUACCGUUCCUAACCCCAGGGAACCUGUCACGAAAUCCUGACAACGGCUCUGGAAUCCCACGUUCUGAAGGGCGACCAAGGUUCUCCUCCAUCCGCCCUCAAUCUGAGGCUACCAGUGGUCUCUCUGCAAGCAAUGAUUCUUCACAACAAGGAGUCCCUGGAUCACUAAGGAGGAUGUCUGACACGGGCAGCCGCGCCCCAUUAGGCUCACUCUCCUCAGCCCCUUCUGUACUUUCAGAGAGCCCCCCAGGCCCUCACCCUCCUCCCUCGACGCCGGCCGAAGCCGGAUUGUCAAACGUGUCAUCUAGUGCUUCCACCCCCAGCCGGCGACCGUCUGCUGCGUCAGCAAUGCCCCCUAGUACUCUACCGCACUGGGACUCCAACCGGGCCAUACAGCCUACGGUCGAAGACGGCAUUCCACUAAAUGCACGCCAGCGGCGUCGAAGUGACUCAGAGUACGCGCGUCAUCGUGAUCUCGGGUCUGGUGCUGUCAGACGCAAUGGUGUUGUGGAACCCGACAAUGCCACGCCUUCCACAGGCCGGAGCUGGCUGAUUUACGUUGUUGGAACUAACCUCUCGGAGAACCACCCUGCCUUUGCAACACCGAGUCUGUUUACUGAUAACCCAACAUACGAAGACAUGAUCUUGCUCUCGUCUCUCCUUGGGCCAGUCAAGCCCCCGGUUGCCAGCCAGGAGGAUCUUUCUACGGCUGGGGGAGUGUUCCGUCUGGUGGAAUACGCCGGGUCGCUCGUUGCAGAGGCCUUGGAAGGUGCUGGCACCAUCCAGGUCCCUGAGGGCGAGCGUUGCCUGAUCUGUCUCAGUGACUACGAGGUGGCAGAGGAGCUCCGACAACUGAAUAAAUGCCAGCAUCUUUUCCACCGGGACUGCAUCGAUCAGGUUCUCGACAUCGAAUCCCCGUCUUCCUUGACAACAGGAAACCAAACGCCCAUCAUGGACACCCCCGUGCGCCUCACCGUUCUCAUAUCCGGCAACGGCUCCAACCUGCAAGCCGUGAUAGACAAGACCGCCCAAGGCGAACUCUCCACCCAGAUCGUGCGCGUGAUCUCUAACCGCAAGGAUGCGUAUGGCCUCGAGCGGGCUCGACAGGCCAGCAUCCCCACGCAAUACCACAACCUGGUGAAAUACAAGAAACAACACCCCCCGACACCGGAGGGCAUCCAGGCCGCCCGGGAGGAGUACGACGCCGAGCUGGCCCGAUUGGUGCUGGCCGACAAGCCGGAGAUGGUUGCGUGCCUGGGAUUCAUGCACGUCCUCUCCCCGAGGUUCUUGGAGCCGCUGGAGAAGGCGAAGAUUCAGAUUAUCAAUCUGCACCCGGCGCUGCCAGGAGCUUUCAAUGGCGCCAAUGCCAUUGAACGCGCUCAUGCGGCUUGGCUGGAAGGCAAGAUUGAUAAGACGGGGGUUAUGAUCCACAAGGUCAUUUCGGAGGUGGACAUGGGCACGCCGAUUCUGGUCCGGGAGAUCCCGUUUGUCAAGGGGGAAGAUGAGGAUCUGCAUAAGUUCGAGCAGAAGGUGCAUGAGGUUGAGUGGGAGGUUGUGAUUGAGGGGGUGAAACUCACCAUUCAGGAGGUGAAGAAGGCGCGGUAG